This is a messenger RNA of Rotaria sp. Silwood2, 1107 nucleotides long. Lineage: Eukaryota; Metazoa; Rotifera; Eurotatoria; Philodinida; Philodinidae. The record is from the annotation of a GenBank genome assembly.
AUGGAUGAUUUUCAAUAUCAACAACCUCAACGUUUCCGACCAACUAACAAACAACGUGAAGAAGAAAAAAAACGAAAAUCAGGCUCGUCGGGUGGUAUUCCUGAUCGAUGGCUUGAUUAUUUAGGUGUUAAUUCAUGGGUUGAAAAUACACGUUUUAUUGCAUUUAAAUGUCCAUUAAAACCGGAAAUGCAAAAGCAUUUAACUGAUGAACGACGUUUUACAUUAGGUGAUCUUGUUGAACGACUUGAUGAUAAAGGAAAAGAACUUGGCUUAAUAAUUGAUUUAACAAAUACUGAUCGAUAUUAUAAAGCAAUCGAUAUUGCUGAUGCACAAAUUCAAUAUCAUAAAAUGAUGACACCUGGUCACAACCAAAUUCCAAGUGAAAUAUGUUAUCAACAGUUUGCUAAUGUUGUACGCAAGUUUCUUGAAGAAAAUAAAAAUAAUGAUAAAUUAAUUGGUGUUCAUUGUACACACGGACUUAAUCGAACAGGUUAUUUAAUUGUGAGAUAUAUGAUUGAGCAAAUGGAUUUUGAACCAAAUGAAGCUUUAGAAGCAUUUAAUCGUGCUCGUGGUCAUUCAAUGGAGAAAUAUACAGAAGAUUUACUUAAACGCACAUCUCCCUCUAAAAAUACACAAUCAACAUCUUUUCUAUUGAAUUCAGCAUCAUCAUCAGAAUUAGUUAAUAAUAAUAGUACAGUCAAUAAUAAUACUAACGGAGAUCAAAUGCAAUGGCCGACAUUAUAUUCUGCAAUAGAAAAUCUAUCAUUGAAUGAACGAUACAAACAAAGACAACAAAAGUUUCAACAAAUUCCUAGUUCAAUAUCAAUGCAAAAUUAUAAUUAUCAAAGUGAACAACAACAAUUACGUUCAACAAGUUCAGCUAAUGUUCGUUAUGAAAAUAAUUCAUUAAGGUCUCAAGGUCAUGGACGUACAUCUUAUCAUCAACAAAAUACUACGAAUAAUCAUUUUUAUCGACAAACAUCAGUAACACCUCGUAUUUUAAAUUCAUCGCUCAAUGACAAUCAAAGUUCUAUUCAAUCAUCAUCAACUUAUUUCGGUUCGGGUAGUAAUGUUGGUCGAGGUCGACCAAUGACUGGUGAUCGAUAA